Molecule: messenger RNA, 1031 nt
Organism: Phlebotomus papatasi
Lineage: Eukaryota; Metazoa; Arthropoda; Insecta; Diptera; Psychodidae
Gene: Vps2
Product: charged multivesicular body protein 2a
Exons: 2
Coding region: 183-893 (236 amino acids)
Biological process (GO): late endosome to vacuole transport; protein transport; endosome transport via multivesicular body sorting pathway
Cellular component (GO): ESCRT III complex; multivesicular body
Source: RefSeq, a predicted model, not a curated record
AUUAUGUUCGAAUUUUAUUGCCAGGAAGUUUUGUUUUUAAAUUUCGCGCCUUUGAUAAUUUCUGUCAAUUUUGUGCAACCCUGCUGUAAUGCAAAAACAAUAAAAGUGAGUCACCAAUCUUGUGAAGAAGUUUAGUGAAAUUUUCCUUUUUCUUGACUGUGUUCCGGGGAAAAGCAUUGAAAAUGGAGUGGCUGUUCGGGAAGAGGAUGACCCCUGAGGAGAUGCUGCGGAAAAAUCAGCGUGCCUUAAAUAAAGCCAUGAGAGAUCUGGACAGGGAAAAGAUGAAGAUGGAGCAGCAGGAGAAGAAAGUAAUUGCUGACAUCAAGAAACUGGCCAAGGAAGGUCAAAUGGAUGCUGUCAAGAUCAUGGCUAAAGAUCUGGUCAGGACUCGCCGGUACGUGAAGAAAUUCAUGUUGAUGAAAGCAAACAUUCAGGCAGUGUCCCUCAAGAUUCAGACGCUCAAGUCCCAGAACACAAUGGCCCAGGCGAUGAAGGGUGUCACCAGGGCCAUGCAGAACAUGAAUAAGCAGCUAAAUCUGCCACAGAUUCAGAAAAUUCUCCAUGAUUUCGAGAGGCAAUCCGAGAUGAUGGACAUGAAGGAGGAGAUGAUCAACGACGCGAUAGACGAUGCAAUGGAAGAUGAAGGAGACGAGGAGGAAUCUGAUGCUGUUGUAGCUCAAGUCCUUGAUGAACUGGGCCUUCAACUCAACGAUCAACUCUCAGGACUGCCUCAGGCUUCCGGAUCUCUUUCCGUGUCUGGCAUGAAACAACCUCAGGCUGCGGCCGUUGGAGCGGCUGGUGGGGCCACAGGUGGUGGUGGAGGAACCUCUUCACCCGUGUCUGAUGCAGAUGCUGAUCUCCAAGCUCGUCUGGACAAUCUGAGACGAGAGUAGAAAACCGCCCGGCAAACCCAGAGUCCUCAGCCUCAAACCUCUGGGAAAUUUUUAUUUUUGUAUCAGUGUUACUUUCCAAUUUGUUACUCUAUUCUCCAAAAAAUGUACAUUGGUAAUAAAUUUAAUUAAUUUAACUGA